AUGGGCGAUUUAAAAAAAGAUGAGUUACAUAACAAUUAAAUUAGUGAUAAAGGUGCAUCAGGCUUAGGUUCUGGUUUAACAAAUUGCAUUAAUCUCUCAAAUUUGACACUUGAACUUUAUGAGAAUGAAAUUGGUGCAAAGGGUGCAUCAGGCUUAGGUUCUGGUAUAGCAAAUUGCAUUAAUCUCUCAAAUUUGAAUCUUGAUCUUGGUGAGAAUGAAAUUGGUGAUAAAGGUGCAUCAGGCUUAGGUUCUGGUUUAGCAAAUUGCAUUAAUCUCUCUAAUUUGAUGCUUAACCUUAGAAGAAAUUAAAUUGGUGAUGAAGGUGCAUCAGGCUUAGGUUCUGGUUUAGCAAAUUGCAUUAAUCUCUCAAAUUUAACACUUAACAUUUAUGAGAAUUAAAUUGUUGCAAAGGGUGCAUCAGGCUUAGGUUCUGGUAUAGCAAAUUGCUUUAAUCUCUCAAAUUUGACACUUAACCUUAGUAAGAAUUAAAUUGGUGAUGUAGGUGCAUCAGGCUUAGGUUCUGGUUUAGUAAAUUGCAUUAAUCUCUCAAAUUUGACACUUGAACUUCGAAGAAAUUAAAUUGGUGAUGAAGGUGUAUCAGGCUUAUGUUCUGGUUUAGCAAAUUGCAUUAAUCUCUCAAAUUUGACACUUGAUCUUGGUUACAAUAAAAUUGGUGAAAUGGGUGCAUCAGGCUUAGGUUCUGGUUUAGUAAAUUGCAUUAAUCUCUCAAAUUUGACACUUGAACUUCGUGAGAAUGAAAUUGGUGAUGAAGGUGCAUCAGGUUUAGGUUCUGGUUUAGCAAAUUGCAUUAAUCUCUCAAAUUUGAUGCUUAACCUUAGUGAGAAUGAAAUUGGUGAUAAAGGUGCAUCAGGCUUAGGUUCUGGUUUAGCAAAUUGCAUUAAUCUCUCAAAUUUGAUGCUUAACCUUAGAAGAAAUUAAAUUGGUGAUGAAGGUGCAUCAGGCUUAGGUUCUGGUAUAGCAAAUUGCAUUAAUCUCUCAAAUUUGACACUUGACCUUUAUUACAAUAAAAUUGGUGAUAAAGGUGCAUCAGGCUUAAGUUCUGGUUUAGCAAAUUGCAUUAAUCUCUCACUUUGUCUUGGGUAUAAUUAAAUUGGCGAUGAAGGUGCUUCAGGCUUAGGUUCUGGUUUAGCAAAUUGCAUUAAUCUCUCAAAUUUGACGCUUGAUCUUGGUGAGAAUGAAAUUGGUGAAGAAGGUGCAUCAGGCUUAUGUUCAGGUUUAACAAAUUGCAUUAAUCUCUCAAAUUUGAUACUUAACCUUAGCUCAAUGAAUUAAUCAUAACAAUUCAAAUUAAUAAGCAAGUGUCUUAAAUCAAAAAGAUUAGUUGUCUUUAAAAAAUAUUUCUAGUGA
Messenger RNA from Tetrahymena thermophila SB210, 1368 nucleotides. RefSeq names its product cyclic nucleotide-binding domain protein, putative. Gene Ontology annotation, cellular component: nucleus; perinuclear region of cytoplasm; cytosol. Gene Ontology annotation, biological process: activation of GTPase activity; nucleocytoplasmic transport. The transcript has 16 exons. The record is from RefSeq and is a predicted model, not a curated record. Lineage: Eukaryota; Ciliophora; Oligohymenophorea; Hymenostomatida; Tetrahymenidae. Gene Ontology annotation, molecular function: small GTPase binding; GTPase activator activity.